Drosophila erecta is the source of this 1391-nucleotide messenger RNA. RefSeq lists its product as uncharacterized. The record is from RefSeq and is a predicted model, not a curated record. Bases 265 to 1293 code for a protein of 342 amino acids. NCBI's taxonomy places the organism in Eukaryota, Metazoa, Arthropoda, Insecta, Diptera, Drosophilidae. The transcript has a single exon.
ACAGAUGCCUAAGUAUCGAUAACAGCGGUUGGCGUUGCCACUUCGCCCGCACUUGUUGCUGUAUCGUCACACACACGCACACCCACGCACAGCCAUUACGUCAAUAUGGCAAACAAUCUGUCAAACGCGCAAUUACAACAAAAACAGUUCGUCCGCAUUGACAGUUGGUCAAUAGGUCCAUCGAGAAUUCGCUGAAGUGGUGAGGAUAGCGCAGAAUCGCAGCUGGCGAGGAUUGGAAGAGGGCACUCGAAAGAUCCGCGCAAAAUGCUGCCACAAACGCCGCCCCACGGAUUGAAGGUGAUGUCGGGAGCGGAGGAGAACCGACACUACCUGCGCGCCUUCAUCCAGACGUACAGGGAGCUGCCCGUGCUGUGGGACACAUCGCUGCGGGAUUACACCAAUCGGGAGAAGCGAGCGGAGGCCUAUCUGCGUCUGGUGCCCAUAUACCAUUAUCUCAAGCGGGACGCCACCGUCGAGGAUGUGAAAAAGAAGAUCAACACCCUGCGCACGAAUUAUCGCAAGGAACUGAAGGUGGUGGAGAGUGCUCUGCGAUCGGGCAGCCUUCACAGUCCACGUUGCUGGACCUUUCAGGAGCUGGACUUUCUGCGCAACUCGGAGAAGUUUCUGGCCGUCAAUCCCGCCUUCAAGAACGAACCAAAUUUCGCCUUCGGCGAGAGCAGCAAUUGCCCGAGUGCGUUCCUGGAGGGCCAGGGAGCGGCCCUCCAUUAUCCGGCACCACGGACGGGUGGUCAGACGCCCAACAUUUCCGAGAUGUUUCACAAAUCAUUUGGACCACCGCCACCCCCGCCGCCAGCUGCCAACCAUGUGGAUUAUGGGAGCAGCAAGCGAGCCAGACAAACGCCGCCAUGUACGGGAGCAGGAGCAGGGUCUAGUGGUGGUGGCGGAGCAACAGUCAGCUCCCACAACACGGACGAGCUACUCAACAUAGCCUGCGAGUAUUUGGCGGGCACUUAUCCGGAGGAGGAGUCUAUCGCCCGCACCUGGACGCACAAAUUGAAGCGCCUGCCCCGGGAGCAGCGUCUCCUGGCCGAGCGCUUCAUCAACGAGAUACUCUUCGAGGCGGAGUCCAACAAUCUGCAUCGCGGUUCCGUGCAAAUCAACAACAGCUUCGAGCCCUAUGUUCGCUACGAAGAACCGCCAAAUGGUCACGAUGAGCAGGACAAAUCACAGAGCCCCAGUGUGCAUACCUCCAGCGAAUCCAAGCCCAAUGUGGCGGGAGCGGGCGGAAGCGGAGCUGGCAGCACAGCCACUGCAAGCAUCAGGGAGUUCUAAGUUUAAUUUAGUUACUAAGUGUUAAGUUUUUAUUGGCCGAGGGGUAAUUGGCAAAUCAAAUAGAGUUAGCCCAACUAUGAAAAUCAAAUAAACCUGUA